Brettanomyces nanus is the source of this 5538-nucleotide messenger RNA. RefSeq lists its product as uncharacterized. Gene Ontology annotation, cellular component: cytoplasm; nucleus. The record is from RefSeq and is a predicted model, not a curated record. The coding region runs from base 1 to 5538 and encodes 1845 amino acids. The transcript has a single exon. NCBI's taxonomy places the organism in Eukaryota, Fungi, Ascomycota, Pichiomycetes, Pichiales, Pichiaceae. Gene Ontology annotation, molecular function: molecular adaptor activity. Gene Ontology annotation, biological process: proteasome assembly.
AUGGCUGAUAGAGAAAAGGCCCUCGUCGAAAAGGUUGAACUUCGUCUUGCGCUGGCAGAUUCUGAUGCCAAAUUUGAACACUCUUUAGGUAUCUAUUUGGCACCUUUACUUUUGAAAUUUGCUUCUCCUCAUGCAGCAGUGAAGAGCCAGGUUGGAAAAACCGUUCAAUUUCUUCUUUCAAGAAUCAAUUCGUCUCCAACAAUACAAUUACCGACAGAUGCUCUUUUAAAACAAGUACAACUUCCCCAGAUUCCCGAGGGGGAAAAUCCAAUCAUUGUCCAAUCCUACACUUUAGUGUUUCUAUCCAAGGGAAUCUCUAGGCUAUCCCAGGAAGAUCGGAAUCGGCUUAUUCCUAAAGUCAUUGAAGGUAUAUCAGGCUUCAAAUCAGUUAUCUCUGCAAGGUUGUUCAAUAUUCUUUGCAAAUUGAUAUUGAACUAUGAUACUUCUGAAAUCAAUGUCGACAAUGGCAAAAAAUUCAGAGAAUUCAUGCAAUUCGAUGGCGUCAAUCGUGCCCAAGAGGAUUACUUGAUUGACAAAUUCUACAAGUUCAGUCUUUUGCAGUCCAUUCAUUCCGAUUCAGAAGGUCGUAUACCGAAGGGUUUCUCCUUUCCGGGAUUAUCCAACGAGGACUGCACUUUCUUCACUUACGAUGCUGGUAUUACAUUUGAUUCUGCCACUUUGAGUAAGUAUAAAGUUGCCAUCUUGAAGUUUAUUCAGUACGGCUUCAAUGAAAGAAACACCCUUGUUUUCUUCACCGCAUCUGCCGAUACAAGCUCUGCCGUGGCCGAUUUGGCCUCAAAUCUUUUACGAAGGAGAAGCAUCAACCACGAAGAUCCAUAUCUUGUCGACAGCUUGAUCUCAAUGUUUCUUGGGGACCCCCAAACUUCAAGAUCUGCAGUGAGAGUUCAAUUGCAAGAGAAAAUCAUGAACUUCUUAUGCCAGAGUGAAAGAGCAGUCAAAGAUCCAUCCGUUGACAAGUUGAUGUCGAUUGGUCUGGACUCUCAGUACAGUAAGUUGAAGCGGGGUACUGUGAAAUUCAUUCGUUGGGUUAUCACUCAACUUUCCGCAUCAGGUAUAGAAGAUAACAACGAUCUUAACUCAAGCAUGGCAUUGCAGCUUAUGUCGAACUUACAGAAAGAUAAACAGGCUGAAGUAAACACAAAUAUGAGUGACUACCUUUUGCAGAGACGAUAUCAGUACGAAGCUUUAGGCCUUAUACUUAGAAGGUCGUCACAAAUCACAGACUUCUCCUUUAUUGACUUUUUAUUUGACAUGGUUCUUACAGAGAUCCCGGAAUUGAGGCCUUCUGCUCAAGAUGCUCUUUCAGGAUUGACUGUUCACUUACCUAACCUGGAAUCCUCCUCCAAGGAGAAGCUAAAACAAUUUCUCAAGGGAAUAAUCCAGUCUGAAAUCAAUCAACGACCGGUUAAAAGGGAAAAUGAGCUAGCUGCUCGCUAUAUGGCAGUUAAAUUUAUCAAUUGUGCGUUUCCUUUUAGCGAUCCCGAGGCAAGAUUACUAAAUAUCCAGGCUCAAUCUAAAGACGACAAACCAGAAACCAUUGAAGAGGCUAGCAAGGGUCUCAAUCCUUAUUGGUUUAGCCUUCUUCAAUCCUCCAACUCUAAAGAGUUCAAAUCCACUGAAGAACUAGUUGGACGCAAAUUAAGGAAGGAUAUUAAAUUUCCUGAAUUUGAUUCAAUGGUAAAGUAUAUGGCCACUGAACGUAUGGGCCAGAAUCUCGAUAAGGCAAUUAUAUUUACAUUGAGAUGCUUAGUGAUGGAGUCCGUAGAGAAUAUGAAGACUGUCAUUGUAAUAGACUCCGAGUGGGAAGAGAGAAUAGAAAAUGCUAUUGACUUUGAUCAUCAUGUCCGCAACUGCAUUGUAAGAAAGCUUGCCAGCUUAAAUAAUGUAACCGACGUUGACAGCGAUGGAGAUACUUCCAUGCACUCUUCUGAAUGUUCCCUUGAUAUAUUUUUGAAGCUAUGCUUUGAGCAGUUUUCGAGCACCAUAAAUCUUGAGGUAGGCAAGCGGUUGGCAAUGCUCAUUUCACUUUGUCCUUCUUCAACAAUCAGCAGAUUUGUUUCAGAGGUAGAUUCUUUACUGGAAAUCUUGGGAAAGACGUUUUCGGAUGAUGCCUCUUGUUAUAUAUCUGAGAUGUUAGGUAUUUUAUGCUCUCAUGUGUCGUGCUCUGAUGAAUCGGUCUUGUCGAUCGUCGACAAACUUUUGGAUACGGAGGAAAUAAGGCCUCUUGGAUUCAUCAUAUCUCGAUUGGCUCUAACCAAAAGACUUUCAUUGGUUGACCCGACAAGAUUUGAGAAAAUACUCGACCUUGCCACCACUUACCAGUCAUCGUCAGGUAAAUUCAGAGCAUCCUUUGAUUGUAUUUCGCAGCUUUCCCUGUUCGGAUGUCUAGGUCCGACUCAUAUGUUAACCAGCAAGUUGAGUGACUAUAGGGUAGCUAUUAUUGACCAUUUCAGGCCGUUGGUUAAGAAGCUUCAGGAUGAUAGAACAGCGAUGACCUGGGCUCACUUGAGACUUUCUGAAGCAUCAUCAGAAGAAGCCAACGAGGGCAACGAAUUGAUGAUGUUUGAGCAGACUUUAUACGAUGCGCACACCACAAAACAUUCUGAUUAUCUAUUCUCCCUAGGUGAAGCAUUCACGGUUGUUGCCUAUGGCUGGAGAUCACAUAUUAUGGAUGAUAAAGUUGAUAUCCAACAAGCUGCAGUUAAAGUAGCUGAAUUAGUGCCUGAUAUUGACCGCGUUCGUAUAGUUUUGAGUGCCAUACUAAAAGCCUGUGAAAGCACUAAACCGUCUUUGAGAAAGGCAGCUUGCAUUUGGUUACUCUCCAUGGUCCAGUACUGCGGUGACUCGCCAAGUAUCAAGAGCAAACUAAGCGAAAUUCAAGUGGCGUUUAUGAGGUUUUUAACUGAUAGUGAGGAUUUGAUCCAGGAAUCUGCUUCUCGAGGUUUAAGUAUUGUUUAUGAGAGGGGAGACUAUGAUUUGAAGGAUGAACUUGCUCACAAUUUACUUUUAUCAUUCACGGACUCAAAUAGGACGAGCAAGUUGAUCAGUGGAAGCAUUGGUGGAGAUACAAAAUUAUUUGAACCUGGCGUGUUGAAGACCGACGAAGGAUCGGUCUCAACCUACAAGGAUAUAUUAAACUUGGCCUCUGAGGUUGGUGAUCCAAGUUUGGUGUAUAGAUUCAUGUCUCUUGCCAAGAACUCUGCCCUUUGGUCCUCAAGAAAAGGUAUUGCCUACGGCUUGGGAGCUGUGUUGGAUAAAUCUAAAUUGGACGAGAUGCUACGCAAAGAUGAAAGCCUUUCGAGCAAACUUAUCCCAAAGUUAUACAGGUAUAGAUUUGACCCCAGCAAGUCUGUCUCAAAGACUAUGGAUGAUAUUUGGUCCGCGUUAAUUCUCGAUUCGAACAAGACUAUAGCUGAUAAUUUUGAAAUCAUUUUCAAGGAUUUACUCAAGGGUAUGGGAAACCGUGAGUGGAGAGUGAGAGAGGCCAGUGCCGCCGCACUUAACGAUCUUUUAAGGCACUUCCCUUUGACGAGAUAUGAGGACAAGCUCAGCGAUAUUUGGGCUAUGGCAUUUAGGAGUAUGGAUGAUAUUAAGGAGAGCGUGCGAAAGGAAGGUAAUCUUUUAACCAGAUACCUAGCAACCACAAUGGUCAAGAGGGUUUCUCAGCAGGGAAAGAGUUCCGAAGAGAGCUUGAAGCAGUUGAUUCCAUUUUUACUUGGUAAUAAUGGACUUUUAAGUGAUGCGGACGACGUGAAGUCGUUCGCCUUUGAUACCAUACUGAAGAUUGCGGAGACAUCGUCAUCUUCUUUGAAACCUUUUGUCAAUGAGAUGAUUGAGCAUAUGAUUUCCGUAAUGUCAUCAGUCGAGCCACAAGCGGUUAACUACUUGAGUUUAAAUGCAGACAAGUACAAGCUUAAGACUCAGGAUAUUGAUAUGCAGAGAUUAAAUAUGGUAGGUGGAUCACCGAUGAUGGGUGCCAUUGAGAAGCUUAUGAAUCUACUUGAUGCUUCUCUAAUGCCUGAUUUCGUGGAGAGACUUUCCAAUGCUGUGAAAAAUGCAGUUGGUCUACCCUCAAAAGUGACUGGCUCCAAAGUGAUUGUUGAUUUAAUUGUGAAACACUUUUUUUUGGCUCAGGAAUAUGGAAAUGACCUACUAAAGAUUUCAAUGAGCCAAUUGAAAAAUCAUAAUGACACAGUUUCAGGAUCAUACGCUAUAGCAACGGGAUAUUGUAUUAGAAUCGCACCGACGAAGAAAAUCCGAACUCUAUCGAACAAAUUAAAAAGAUACUAUUUUGAAGCACCUUCAGAUAACAAUUAUCUACAGAAGGUAUCUUCUAGAACAUGUGCUGCUGCGGCUAAGUACUCCAAGGACACGUUUCAAUCAGUGGCAUCCGACUUUUUGCCGUUGGCAUACAUUGGUAGACAUGAUUUAGAUGACAAAGUAUCGGAUGGCUUCAAGAAGGCAUGGGAUGCGUCAAUUGGUUCUGGAUCGAAUGCUAUUAAGCUCUAUUUCAAAGAAAUAUUAGGGCUUAUUAAGAGCAACAUCGAUACUGCUAACUUUGGCCUUCGUCACACCAUUGGCUUGUCUGUGAUUGAAAUCGUGGAUAGGCUAGGCUCACAGGUGGGAACUUUGUCGCAGUACUUGGAUGACUUUUAUAAAGUUUUAUUGGACUCGCUACAUGGAAGAACAUAUGAAGGAAAGGAGAAAUUGCUUGAUUCUUUGGUACUUUUGGCUGUGAACAACAAGGAUUACCUUGAAGAACAUGAAGAUAAUUACGAGAAGGUGCGUAAAUGCAUUAUAACGGAGGCUAAAAGAAAGAACAAAAGUUACAGGAAGCACAGCAUAAAGUCUUUUGGCAAAUUCCUAGGUACAUAUGCGGAAGAUUCAGAAAUGUACAGCACCUAUAUUGAGUUGAUAGAUUCUCUUCUUCAUCCCUCCAAAUAUGAAACGACGGAUGGUGAUAGUGAUAAUGACUCUAUGGAUACUGAUUCAGACUCAGAUAGAAGCGGCUCCAAGAAGAUGAGAGCUGCAAAGCUCGAGGAAUUCAGAAACUCCUUAUUGGAAAAUUUGAUUAUAGCUGUCAACAAGACUGAACCUAACUUUCAAUUGGUUCGGUAUAUUUUGGAUGACAAUUUGUCGUCGAUUGCCUCAGAGGUCAAUUCUUUUAAGACUAAGUUAGUGAUCAUGAAUAUAUUGACUGAACUCAUCAACAAACUCGAUCAUAGUGAUGGCUUUAAGGGCCAGCAGGGAAAGGAACUCGCCCAAAAAUGUCUGACUGUAUGGAAUGAGUUGACAAAGAGCUCAUCUUCUAGCGACAACUUGCAGUCCGUUCUUGUUAGUUAUAUUAGAUUAACCAAGUUGGUGGCUACGACUCUUUCUCCGCAAAUAGAUGAGGAUGUUGUGAAUAAAGCUACCAGUAUAUUGGAUACACUUGCGAAGGAAAAAAUCAAUUCCGUUAUCACCAUGGAAGCGGAGAGAACAUUGAAGAAGCUCAAGAAUUCACCUGGAAACAUAUAA